This is a messenger RNA of Racocetra persica, 131 nucleotides long. NCBI's taxonomy places the organism in Eukaryota, Fungi, Glomeromycota, Glomeromycetes, Diversisporales, Gigasporaceae. The record is from the annotation of a GenBank genome assembly.
AAAAUACUCAGCAACAACUAUCUACUAAUUUGUCUAAUACAGUAGACAAUACACUACAACAAUUACAACAAAAUGAACCUAAUACUACUUUAAACCAAAAUACUGAUCAGGCCAAACCAACAUUCAAUUAG